This is a messenger RNA of Zootoca vivipara (common lizard), 3868 nucleotides long. NCBI's taxonomy places the organism in Eukaryota, Metazoa, Chordata, Lepidosauria, Squamata, Lacertidae. The record is from RefSeq and is a predicted model, not a curated record.
GACGAUGGCGGCGGCGGCGUCUGCAUCUGCCGAGGCGGCGGCGCUGGACGCCCUGAGGCGGGGCGGCCCGGGGGCGGCCGAGUCGCUUUUCGAGGCGCACGCGGUGGCAGAGCUGAGGGCCGUGGAGCGGCAGGUCCGCGCGGGCAUCGAGGGCAAGCGGGAGGAGCUCCGGCAGAUGGUCGGCGAGCGCUACCGGGACCUCAUCGAGGCGGCCGACACCAUCGCCGAGAUGCGCCUCAGCGCCGAGCACCUCGUGGAGGCCGUGCAGGGGCUGCAGCAGCGGCGGGCCAAGGGGCGCGCCGGAGGGGGCGGGGGCGGCGCCCCUCAUAGCGGCCAGCCCGCCGCGCGGAGGUCGGCGGUUGAGGCAGUACGCCAGUCACAGGAGAAGUUCUACUGUUUGGCAGCACAGAUCCAACUACUACUGCAGAUUCCUGAGAAAAUCUGGAGCGCUAUGGAAUCCUCUCAGUAUUUAUAUGCCACCCAGUUGUACCUGCUAUGCUGCCACCUCCAGCGCCUCCUGCAGCUGGAUUCUUCUGGCACCAGUUACAGCCCAAUUCUGGCUCGUUUUCCUAUCCUUGCACGACAAGUAGCUGCAGCUAGCCAUUUCCGGUCAACAAUCCUACAUGAGAGCAAGUUGCUACUGAAAUGCCAGACUGUUUUGGACCAAGCAGUAGCAGAGGCAUUGUGUUCAGCCAUGCUUCUUGAGGGCAGUUCUCCACGCCAGGCUCUUGCCGACUUCCUGCUGGCCAGGAAAUCUGCAAUUCAGCAGCUUCUGGAUCAGCCCCAUCAUGAUGCUGGCAUUAAAGCGCAAGUUUGCUCCUUGGUGGAGCUGCUAGCCACAACCCUGUAUCAAGCACAUGCCCUCUUCUAUUCCCUGCCAGAGGGAAUGCCUUCAGACCCAUCUCUUCCCUGUGGUUUGCUCUUCUCAACCCUGGAGACCAUCACAAGCCAGCAUCCAGCAGGUAAGGGCAUCACAGCUUUGAAGGAAGAAACCAAGCUGAGCAGCUCAUUCAAAUAUUUGCCAUCUUCCAUCGCAGAAUUCCAGCCAACACUCAGAACUCUGGCACAUCCUAUUAGCCAGGAUUACCUUAGAGAUACACUUCAGAAAUGGAUCAAUAUGUGCAAUGAUGACAUCAGAUCUGGGAUCACAAACUUGCUGGUGUAUGUGAAGAGCCUUAAAGGUCUGGCUGGAAUCCGUGAUGCUGUAUGGGAACUGCUCACCAGUGAGUCCAUGAGUCAGAACUGGGAGACAAUAUGUCACCGGCUUCUUGACAAACCCAUCUUUUUUUGGGAAGAUUUGUUACAACAGCUUUUCUUGGACAGAUUACAGACACUGACAAAGGAAGGAUUUGAUGACAUCUCCAGCAGCUCCAAGGAGCUCCUUGUUGUGUCUGUACAGGAGCUUGAAGCCAAGGUUGAUGCAUCUGCCCACAACAAACAUAUGCUAUUUGAACAUAACAUGGCCUCUUUCUUAUGGUCAGAGAAUCCAAGUGACUUGCCACCCGAUGCAGCCUGGAUCAGUGUGGCGAACCGCAGUCAGUUCACCAAGAGUGGGUUAUCCAUGAAGGCCCAGGCCCACAGCCCACGAGUUCAAAGCUUCUGCAGCACUCUGGAUUCCAAGCUGAAGGCCAAGUUGGAGGACCUUCUGUCCUACUUGCCCUCAGACUCCUCUCUGCCUAAGGAUGCUCUGCGUGUUCAACCCAGGAACUCUGCCUUUGACAGGUUUGCUGAUGCAGGCACAGUAGAAGAACUGUUGCGCAGCCACUGCAUCGGCUGUGUAGAUUAUGUGCUGGGUUGUGUAAGGGAAGAGCUGCAUCAGGCUCGGGAUGUACUUCAAGGAUGCGCAGACGCUUUGCACAACCCCAAAAUCAACACCAUUCUCUUCAUGGCACGGCUCUGCCGAUCGUUGGGGGAGUUAUGCCCGCAUUUGAAGCAGUGCAUUCUGGGUAAAUCGGGUAACCCAGAAAGUGUUUUGAGGGAGCCUUGGCCUUUGAAAAAGGUUGGGAAAGGGAAAACUCAAGAGGUGAAUCCCAUAAAGGCUAAAUGGCAAGAAUUAAAAGAACGGCUGCUGCAGGAUAGCCUGUCUGCCUAUCGGAUUUGGAGCACAGCUGUUGCUAAGGUCCUGGUUCAGGGGUUCACACAGUCGUUGUUAAAGGGUCAAGCUGGAUCCAUUCUGGCAACAGCCACCAACUGGGAAGAGAUUGAAAUUGAAGAAGAGACUGAGACUGGAAGCAGUGUAAAGUCCAAGAUACGGCUCCCUGUGCAGCCAUCAUGGUGCGUCCAGUCCCUCCUCUUCAGUUUGUGCCAAGAAGUCAAUCGAGUUGGAGGCCAUACCCUUCCCAAGGUCACCUUGCAAGAACUACUGAAGACUUGUAUGACUGAAGUAUUAGCUGGCUAUGAAAAACUGUCAGGAGCGAGCCAGGAAAAGAAAGAAGGGAAGUUACCCAUCACUCAGAACAGGGCUUUGCAACUCUUGUAUGAUCUUCGCUAUCUGAAUAUAGUCCUGACAACUAAGAGUGAAGAUAUGAAAGGCAGCAGAAACAAGCAGGAUUCCAGGAUUGAGAAAGAGAUAGACUUUCUGGAGAGUUAUAUAGAUCCCUUCGACUUGGAUGUCUUUACACCACACUUAAACAGCAACCUUAAUCGUCUGGUGCAGCGGACCUCUGUCCUGUUUGGCUUAUUAACAGGGGCAGAGAAUCAGUACACCAGCCGAAGCAGUAACUUAACUUCUCAAGAAUUACAUAACAUUCUACCUCUAGCAUCUAGUCAAAUCAGAUUUGGGCUGUUGCCACUCAGCAUGUCAAGCUCACGCAAGACUAAAUCAGCUAUAAGAAACACUGAACAGAAGGCUCAGGUUUGUUCCUUUAUUCUAGUUUAUGGUUUUCUCCACUCUUGCCAACUGUUUAGUUGCACUGGCAAUGUUAAUGCUAAAAAUUUCCUAGGGAGCCCAGGGUGCUGCUGUUUUAUUUAUUUAUUUUUUAAAAAUAUCAGAAACUCAUGCCACAAUUUCCUUUGGACACUUCAGGAGCAGCUUACACUUUUCUAGGUUUGAAGAUGAAUUAGUUAAGUCUGUCAAAUUGUGUCUAGGAGUCGAUAGCAAUAUUAGCAUAUAUUAUUAGUCCAGACUUGCACAUUGACAGAUCUCAACCAGCUUAUCUCUGAUAAUAGUAAGGUAUGUUAAAGGAGUGAUUAAUCUAACUGUCUUGUACCCUUCAUUCUAGUAUGAUGCUGACCAAGUAACCCCUGAAGAAAUCUUGCUGGGGUAUUAAAGCAUGUGUGACUUGAGUGGCUUCCUCACCUUUGUAGGCUUCUGUGCUAAGGCUUGCUUAUGUAGCCAUAGAACUUGAUAGCUGCUGUCAAAUUUACCAAGUUUACAUAUGAGAAAUUGAAUGCAUACUAGCAGCUGGCAUGGGUUUCCUUCUGUAUUGCCAUGCAACCACUACACCCUAGAAGGUGCUGCAGGGAAGGGUGGACAAAGAGGUUGUUUAUUGGUACAUAUCGCACCCUGAUAUCUGUUGCACUACUUCCACUGGCAUGCUAUUUUCACCCUCUGUAUUUUUGGAGUUUAUCUCUUGCAAAAUGGAAUUCCGUCUAAAGCUCUUAGUAUGUAAAGAAAUUCACAUGUUAAAUAUCAGAAGCAUCUGUUGCUAUGGCGGAGUUAUGAACCUAAUUUUAGACUAAAAUGGACUUGUAAUGUAAGACAUACUACAUAAGCAAAACUGCUUCCCUUUCUGCUUGCCAUUAUGAUGCUCCUUCCCUGUAGUAAUAGAGUAAGCCAGUAAGUUAUCCUUUCAAAAAAAGGGAAAGCUACUACUGUAGGUAUGAAAACGGACUUAACAUGUCUGCCUCCUUACCUAGGAAGUUGCCG